AUGGCUACUUCACGCAAAAGCACCGUCUUGACAAGACAUGAGAUAGGGAAACAGAUCGCGGAUGGAAGGCAUAUCGUCAUCUUCGAGGGCAGGGUGCUGAAGCUGGAUGCAUGGUUGCCAUUCCACCCUGGUGGUGACAAAGCUAUCCAGCAUAUGGUUGGCAGGGAUGCUACCGAUGAGAUGAAUGCGCUUCACUCUGCGGCUGCAAAAGAACGGAUGAAGUCCUUUCAGAUUGGAACAAUCGAGGGUGCCUGGGUCAACUUCCUACCGCCAAUCCAGGGGGGGGAUUUCUCCAUGUACAACUCACAGGAUUUAUCUGCCGCCAUUGAAUCUGAUGAUAACUCAUCAGGUAACGGGCAGUCAAUCCCCCCUUCGCCUCUUUUCGAGCCUGCCGAUAAAAAAGAUUCAGGCCUGAGACGGCGAGGUUCCGUAUCUACAUCCAUAUCCUCUGUUGGAACUGCUUCCCCAGAAAAGAAAGACUCUGGAACAAGACCUUUCUUCCUUGAUGCCCGAACGCAGGAAGAGAUUGCCUUUGACACGGCAAAAUACCCGCCAGUUACUGCUGCAGAGCAAGAGCGUAUCGUGCAGAAGUACCGUCAGCUAUACAAGCGCCUCCUAGAUGAAGGCCUGUUUAACUGCAAUUAUUCAGCGUACCUUGUUGAAACAUCUCGCUAUCUACUGCUCUUUGGAUUGUUCCUGUACUUCUUGCAUUGCGGCUGGUACGGUACCUCUGGUUUCUUCCUUGGAUGCACAUGGCACCAGCUAGUUUUCACCGUCCAUGAUGCUGGCCAUCUUGGGAUCACACACGACUUCCACACUGAUACCGUGAUUGGAAUUCUUAUCGCAGAUUUUAUUGGUGGACUAAGUAUCGGCUGGUGGAAGAGAAACCACAACGUGCAUCACAUCGUCACCAAUUCUCCAGAACACGAUCCGGAUAUCGAGCAUAUGCCAUUCUUUGCUGUUUCACAUCGACUGUUCGAUAGUCUUCGGAGUACUUACUACGAACGUGUUAUGGAGUACGACUUUGCCGCAAAGUUUCUUAUUCGUUUCCAGCAUUUCCUAUAUUAUCCCCUUCUAUGUUUCGGCCGCUUUAACUUGUACCGCCUUAGCUGGGAGCACCUGAUUCGUGGCCAGGGCCCUCGUAAAGGUGCCGCCUGGUGGCACCGUUGGCUUGAGAUCGCAGGCCACGUUUUCUUCUGGGCUUGGUUCGGCUACGGGGUUUUAUACAGAUGCAUCCCCGACUGGCAAAGCCGGGUUCUUUUCGUCAUGGUCAGCCAUAUGAUCACUGCGCCGCUACAUGUUCAAAUCACUCUGUCGCAUUUUGCCAUGUCUACUUCUGACAUGGGCGUCCAUGAGUCAUUCCCACAGAAGAUGCUCAGGACCACUAUGGAUGUUGACUGCCCGCAAUGGCUUGACUUCUUCCACGGUGGCCUUCAGUUUCAAGCAGUACACCAUCUCUUCCCACGACUCCCUAGACACAACCUUCGCCGUGCGCAGAAAUUGGUCAUCGAGUUCUGCGAAGAAACCAAGAUUCCAUAUGCCAUCUUCUCAUUCGUCGACGGCAACAAAGAGGUCAUCGGGCAUUUGGGUGAUAUUGCUAAGCAAGCGCGAAUGUUAGCUGAGUGCCAGAAGUCAAUCGCUGAAAAGGGUGUAUUUCCGGAUCACCACCAUUGA
This is a messenger RNA of Trichophyton rubrum CBS 118892, 1674 nucleotides long. RefSeq lists its product as uncharacterized. The transcript has 2 exons. Gene Ontology annotation, molecular function: oxidoreductase activity, acting on paired donors, with oxidation of a pair of donors resulting in the reduction of molecular oxygen to two molecules of water. Gene Ontology annotation, biological process: lipid metabolic process. The record is from RefSeq and is a predicted model, not a curated record. The coding region runs from base 1 to 1674 and encodes 557 amino acids. NCBI's taxonomy places the organism in Eukaryota, Fungi, Ascomycota, Eurotiomycetes, Onygenales, Arthrodermataceae. Gene Ontology annotation, cellular component: membrane.